This is a messenger RNA of Gymnodraco acuticeps, 1212 nucleotides long. It is a transcript of the gene best4, whose product is annotated as bestrophin 4. NCBI's taxonomy places the organism in Eukaryota, Metazoa, Chordata, Actinopteri, Perciformes, Bathydraconidae. The coding region runs from base 1 to 1164 and encodes 387 amino acids. The record is from RefSeq and is a predicted model, not a curated record. Gene Ontology annotation, molecular function: chloride channel activity. The transcript is spliced from 8 exons.
AUGACAGUUUCUUACACUCUUGAGGUGGCCGACGCUCGAUUUGGGGGUUUCUGCAAGCUGCUGCUCCGGUGGAAGGGAAGCAUCUACAAGCUGCUCUACAAAGACUUCCUGCUCUUCUGCGGGGUUUAUGUGUUCUUCAGUGUGUUUUACAGGUUCCUCCUCUCCCCGAAGCAGCAGGAUCUGUUUGAGCGGAUCGCCCUUUACUGCGACCAGUUCACCAACACCAACUUCAUCCCAGUUCUGUUCGUCCUCGGCUUCUAUGUGACCCUGGCCUUCAACAGAUGGUGGGGUCAGUACACCAACUUCCCUCUGCCUGACAACCUGAUGAUGGUGGUUUCUGGAAACGUGCACGGGACGGACGAGAGGGGGCGUCUGCUGCGACGGACCCUCAUGAGAUACGCCAACCUAUCCUCCGUCCUCAUCCUGCGCUCCAUCAGCACCAGAGUCCUCAAGAGGUUCCCGACCAUGGAGCACAUCGUGGAGGCCGGAUUUAUGACGACACACGAGCUGAAUAAUUUUGAGUCUCUGCACUCGGACUUCAACAAGUACUGGAUGCCUCUGACCUGGUUCUCUAACCUGGCGUCCCGAGCGAGGGAGGAGGGGAGGGUGAGGGACGACAUCGCUUUGAGACUGCUGAUGGACGAGCUGAAUAAGUACAGAGGAAAAUGCAGCUUGCUGUUCCACUACGACUGGAUCAGCAUCCCUCUGGUCUACACUCAGGUAGUCACUUUAGCCGUUUACUCUUUUUUUGCCUUCUGUGUGGUUGGACGGCAAUUCCUGAACCCUGAGAAAGGAUACAAGGAUCACAAAAUAGACUUGUACGUCCCUGUUUUCACUCUGCUACAGUUCUUCUUCUACGCCGGCUGGCUCAAGGUCGGGGAGCUGAUCAUCAAUCCAUUUGGCGAGGAUGAUGACGACUUUGAAACCAACCAGCUGAUCGACAGAAACAUUCAGGUGUCCAUGCUGGCUGUAGACGAUAUGUACCAGAACCUGGCUCCCAUCGAGAAGGACAAGCACUGGGAGCAGAGACAUUUCUCCGUCCCUUACACUCUGUCCACGGCAGCAGAGACUCUCACACCCGCCUUCAAAGGAUCCACCUUUGACAUGAGGUCAACUCAUUUUAACUUUUGCAAUGCUUUUUGUUGCUGCUGCACAGACCAGUAACAUUAAAGGUCAAUAUCAAUUGUUUCCUGUCUCUUCUACAUCAACAUG